CUCCCAACCGCGUCUCCAUUGCGCUUUUCGGGAUCGCGGGGUAGAGCACGUCCUCGAGCCUUGCCACCAUUCACGACUCAUACGCUCAAUUCUUCCCUAUAGUCAUAUCUCGUCCAUUACCACACACCUACUGCGUCACCAACAGCAAGAUGCCACACUUCUACACCUCUCUCUCCCCCGAGCUCAGCGACUGGCUUCUCGCGCAACCGCUGUUCUUCGUCGCCUCCGCCCCAUUGACCGGCGCCCACAUCAAUGUCAGUCCAAAGGGGCAUCCUUCGCACUCACUUGCCGUCAUCGGGCCCAAUCAGGUCGCCUACCUCGACAGCACCGGCUCCGGCUGCGAGACCAUCAGUCACAUUUACGAGAAUGGCCGCGUGACUCUGAUGGCUUGCUCUUUUGGGAAAAGCCCGAGGAUAAUGAGGCUGUUUUGCACUGGACGCGUGGUCGAGCGCGGCGGCGACAGAUUCCAGGAGUGGCUCGAGAAGACCCGGAUUAAGGAAGGGAUCAAGGGUUGUAGGUCGGUCAUUGUGUUGGAUGUUUUCAAGGUACAAACAUCUUGUGGUUUUGGCGUGCCUGUUCUGGCUCAUGAGACUGCCACAAACGAAAACACUGAUGUGGAAGCUUCUGCUGCCGCUUACUGGAACGAUCGUGACACAAUUACAAACUGGGCCCAGAAGAUGGAAAAGAAAGGGUACGGCGCGAUCCUUGAUUACCAGAAACAGAACAAUGUCCGCAGUCUAGAUGGGUGUACCGGCCUAAAGGCUGCGAGAAAGGCGAACGGGGAAAUGAUGCUGAUCGGAGAUGUGGGAGCGCGGGCAGGAAGAAUCGCGAAGCAAUGGGAGGCUAUAAUCGUUGGCAUGCUUCUCGUCUUGGGGCCACUGCUAGUCUCAAGAUAUGCUAGUCUACCAACGGCGCAGUUAGGUUGGUAGUGACUUCUGACGUUCUGUCAAUCGAGGGAUAGGCUUGUAUGAUAGUCUGCUGACUUUAAGGUGACAAUGACCUUACUAGCGAAAUGCCAUAGCCCGUGUCAUAAAGUUUGUUGCUCC
Aplosporella prunicola CBS 121167 is the source of this 1046-nucleotide messenger RNA. RefSeq lists its product as uncharacterized. Bases 150 to 929 code for a protein of 259 amino acids. Lineage: Eukaryota; Fungi; Ascomycota; Dothideomycetes; Botryosphaeriales; Aplosporellaceae. The record is from RefSeq and is a predicted model, not a curated record. The transcript is spliced from 2 exons.